Molecule: messenger RNA, 713 nt
Organism: Paramisgurnus dabryanus
Lineage: Eukaryota; Metazoa; Chordata; Actinopteri; Cypriniformes; Cobitidae
Gene: hes3
Product: hairy-related 3
Biological process (GO): regulation of DNA-templated transcription
Molecular function (GO): DNA binding; protein dimerization activity
Source: RefSeq, a predicted model, not a curated record
UCAAGCAUCUUACAGGAAAAUGGCUGCAAAAUCGGAAACCGUGGUUACAGCAAAAGCUCAGCCCGUAAAAAAGGUUUCCAAACCACUGAUGGAAAAGAAAAGAAGGGCACGAAUCAAUAAAUGUUUAAAUCAACUGAAGAUUCUCCUAGAAACCGUCUAUUCUAACAAUAUACGCAAACGAAAAUUGGAAAAGGCUGAUAUUUUGGAACUGACUGUGAAGCAUCUGAAAUAUCUGCAAAACACAGGGAGAGGAACCUCCAUAUACUGUGACACUCCUGAAUAUCAAGCUGGCUACAGAAGUUGUCUUGCUGGUGUCAGUCAAUAUCUUAUCAUGUCGGACACAGACCGGGAAUCACAGUCGAUCCUGGCCAGUCUUACGAACGGACUUACAGAAUCCAGAGUUCAUCAUUUCAGUACCGCGGAGAGCGACGCGUCAAACGUACAGCGUCAAUCGCGCCAAACAAACGCUCCUUUGCACAAUAUUCAGCUACAUUUAGACAGAUAUUCGCCAAAGAGGAUGGGGAUUUGCGAUGCAGAGAAAAUAUCCUUCGCACAGGUUGAGACCCCUAGAUCCAAGAUAAAGAAAACCAGACACGUCAGCCUUAAAAAUGCUAAUGUUGAUCAGCAACAUUUUGGGGUAUUGAAACAGAAUUAUUGGCGGCCAUGGUAAAAUGUUAAUACUGAAUGUUAAGAAUAUGUUAAUAAUUUCUAUU